AUGGAAGCCCAAAAUAAAGAGCUGGAAGACAGACAACAGCGCCAGCCGGACAUAAAAAUUAUUAAUGAGGGCUGGGGAAUCAAGUUUGCUCAGACCCGAGAGCAGAUUGUGCACCUCAUUAAAGAAAACAAGCAAAAGAGUGCAGAACUAAAACAAAUGACCAACCAGCUCCAAGACAAGAAAACGAUGACUGAUAAGAUACAAUGGGAUCUCCAAUACAUGGACCGAAGGAAUCAGCUCCUCCAAAGACAGCUCCAUGAAGCUGUGGAAGAAAAGAAAGAAAUCCUCCAACAGAAGGAAGAGCAUGACAAAAAGCAAAGAGACAUGCAGCACGAACUGAAGAGCAUGCAGGAAAAAUACCCAAUGCUGAAAGAAAGCCUGGAUGAAACACUGCGCCAAAAUAAAGACCUUCUUCAACAGAAAGAGCAACAACAAGAAAGACUGAAAGAAGGAAAACAUAUUGUCCAGUACUUUGAGUCUAAAAAUCUAAAACUGCAAGAGUUUUGUAAUCAGCUGGAGGACAAAGCAACUAAAGUGGAAGAAGAAAAGGACAAGCUGGAGAAACGCUGCUCACAGAUGCUCACAGGGAUUUUGGUGGAAUUCAAUAACUUGAAGCAUGAAAACACUCAAAUUCAGGCACAAAAACAACAACAAGACAAAAUACGUGAAGACUUGCAGCUCACGCUCCAAGAAAUCCAGAAAAGAAACGAGCAGUUAGAAGACAAGCACAAAGAGGUCCAACAGAGAAAUGCAGACAUGCACAAGGACAAGCUGAUACAGGAGGCAACAUCCAAACAACUCAAAGACAAGCUUGAAGAACAACAAGCAACCUUAGAAGAGGAACAAAGAUGUGAGAAACUUGAAAAGCAAAACACAGAAACAAUCGAUGAGUUGAGAAAUCUCAUCCUGGAGAAAAAAGCGCUCGUGGAAAAGCAGUUUUUCCUCCCUACUGUCACCUAG
This is a messenger RNA of Pundamilia nyererei, 960 nucleotides long. Its product is annotated as tropomyosin alpha-1 chain-like. Lineage: Eukaryota; Metazoa; Chordata; Actinopteri; Cichliformes; Cichlidae. The record is from RefSeq and is a predicted model, not a curated record. The transcript is spliced from 2 exons. The coding region runs from base 1 to 960 and encodes 319 amino acids.